Molecule: messenger RNA, 1971 nt
Organism: Ilyonectria robusta
Lineage: Eukaryota; Fungi; Ascomycota; Sordariomycetes; Hypocreales; Nectriaceae
Product: fungal-specific transcription factor domain-containing protein
Exons: 2
Coding region: 1-1971 (656 amino acids)
Biological process (GO): DNA-templated transcription; positive regulation of transcription by RNA polymerase II
Molecular function (GO): DNA-binding transcription factor activity, RNA polymerase II-specific; sequence-specific DNA binding; zinc ion binding
Source: RefSeq, a predicted model, not a curated record
AUGGGCGCGCGGAAUGCCACAGACGGAGAUUCUCCGCCGGCUUCAUCGGACCUAGCCGACAGGCCAAAGUCGACUCACCGACGGGGCCUCAAAAGAAGCUCUGCGGCUUGCCAGCGAUGCCGCCGGCGGAAACAAAAGUGUGAUGGAAGUCUGCCGACGUGUGGACCUUGUUCACUUGCUGGGACAUCAUGCGUUCCAUCAGAGCGUCUCAUGGUGCGAGUAGAUCCCAACUGUGAAUGUGAACGGCUCCGAGGUCAGGUUAAGGACCUCCAAGACCAACUGAACGCUCUCCAAGCCCAGCAAAAUGUCCAAGCGACCUUUUUCGGCCAAGUCGGCAGCGAUGGACCAGAUUCCGAAGGGCUCGCGACCCUCGUCAGUCAAACCUCCCAGCGAGCAUCGGGAACACUUGACCCAGCGCGUGGCUUCUCGCCUGAAUCAGACACUUUCUAUCGCGGCCGUAUGCUCCUCCCAACCUUUACCAAGAACAGCACGGCGGACACUCCGAAUGCCAGCUUUCUGAGCAGUGCGUGGCACCUGUGGAAUGGCUUGGCUGAGGCAAGCCCACCCGGAGAUGCACCGGAUGCGAUGCAGCUAUCACUUGAUGACUACGACUCAGAGUUGGUAGAAAUCUUUUUUGCUCGUCGGUGGCCUCAAUUCCCUGUUCUUCACAAGCCAACGUUUAUGGAACGUCAUUUCAUACCAUUCUCAAAGGGAGAAUCCCACGACAAGCUGUCGUCGUUUCAAGUCAAUAUGGUGCUUGCAAUCGGAGCUUCCGAGCAAUCCCGUGCGAAGACCAGGCCGAAACCCUCACAUCAUCAAUUCUUCGAGGCCGCAGUCCGCGAUUUGGGCAGUGUCCUAGAAGCGAGCGACAUCAACUGCAUCCAGUGUCUGCUUCUGCUUUGCAUGUUUGGCAGGGAUGAACCGCAGCUAGUCAAUCUCUGGUACACUGCUGGUCUGGCUCUACGUCUCGCCGUGGGAAUUGAUCUCCAUCGUCACGAGACAGUGGCCAAUAAAUCUCUCAUCGACGCAGAAAUGUGCAAGAGGCUCUUUUGGAGCAUGUAUACGAUGGACAGGAGUAUCUCGAUCGCCAUGGGGCGUCCGCUCGGGAUACAAGACGCCGAUAUCACCAUGCCCCUUCCGCUUUGUAUAUCCGACGACAAACUCAGCAACCCCGAUGAGCCCUCUUUCAUCAACCCGAGUUCAAACGUGAAAGAUGUAUCCACAUUCCUCCACAUCGUUAGCCUUCGGCGUAUUAACACCGACAUAUACAAGGCACUACACUCGGCGGGAGAGACAAAUAUCGAGGGAUACAGUCUCGAGGCCAUUCGACAGGAGCAUUUUGGUCGACUCGGCCAUUGGUUGUCCUCGGCACCAAGAUACUUGGCCCCAACUUCGAUGUACCAGAUGACAGAGUGGUUUCAAAUUGCCUACCACCAGGCCAUAUUGAAUCUCUAUCGACCUUCACACGCAUCUCCGGUUGCAACGAUUGACGCUAUACGCCUCUGCGCGGACUCAUCCAUCAGCCUCAUCACCUGCUACAGCGCUCUAUAUGCCAAAAACAAAGUGACGUACACAUUCGUUGCUCUGAAUUCUCUGUUCAUGGCUGCUGUUACAAUGCUAUACAGUUUGCGUGCGAGCUUCACUCUCCGCCAGGAGUUGACCAAGGAAGUCGCCGAGUCUAACAUUCGUUCCUGCACGUCUCUGCUGACGGAUAUUUCCAACGGGCGGGCAGUCGGGCAGCGAAGUGCACAAAUUGUUACAAGGUUGGGGAAUGCAACGUUAGAAAUAUUUGACACGGCCCCAACACUGGGCAACGAGGUCGACACGGAAUUCAUGUUGUGGUUUGGAGUCAAGUCGCAAAAUCCUCCUGAGCCAGGGCAGCCUACGCCGAGCAUUGAUGUACCAUGGAACGACUUGUUUAAUCAGGGCUUUGAUCUCGGUGGGACGUUCUGCAAUGACUUUUUAUUAUAG